CCGCUGCCGGAGGAGGAGCAGGAGGAGGCAGCGGGAGCGAGCGAGCGGGCGGCGCGGCGCGGGGAGCCGGCGAGGGAGCGCAGCCGCGGAUCAGAGCGAGCCCGGCGCCCGGCAGCCGGCCCGGCGGGCAGGGGGCCCCCCCGGCGGGGAUGGUGCGGUCCGGCGGCCGGUGGCGCUGAGGGCGGCCGGGCCCCGCGGCGGAAGGGGCGGAGGGCGAGGCGGAGGCGGCGGCGGGCGGCGAGCGGCGGCCGGCGGCGCGGCGCGGGGGCAGGCGGCGGCCGGGAGCCGGGGCACGGGCGGCGGGCUCGCCCCGCGCCGCGCAGCAUGGUCCGGGAAACCAGGCACCUCUGGGUGGGCAACCUGCCGGAGAACGUGCGCGAGGAGAAGAUCAUCGAGCACUUCAAGCGAUAUGGACGUGUCGAAAGUGUCAAAAUCCUCCCUAAGAGGGGGUCGGAAGGCGGAGUGGCAGCGUUUGUGGAUUUUGUGGACAUUAAAAGUGCCCAGAAGGCACACAACUCUGUCAACAAAAUGGGAGAUAGAGACCUACGGACGGAUUAUAAUGAGCCAGGAACCAUUCCCAGUGCUGCGCGGGGAUUGGAUGAUACAGUUUCCAUAGCAUCUCGUAGUAGAGAGGUUUCUGGGUUCAGAGGAGGUGGUGGGGGGCCCACUUACGGCCCCCCACCAUCACUUCAUGCACGGGAAGGACGUUAUGAGCGGAGACUUGAUGGGGCUUCAGAUAACAGGGAGCGUGCUUAUGAACAUAGUGCCUAUGGACACCAUGAGCGGGGAACGGGCGGAUUUGAUCGGACGAGACAUUAUGAUCAGGAUUACUAUAGAGACCCUCGGGAGCGGACCUUACAACACGGGCUCUAUUACACUUCCCGGAGCCGAAGCCCAAACCGUUUUGACGCUCACGACCCCCGAUACGAACCUAGGGCCCGGGAGCAGUUUACAUUGCCCAGUGUGGUACACAGGGAUAUCUACAGGGACGACAUUACACGGGAGGUACGAGGCAGGAGGCCGGAGCGGAACUACCAGCACAGCCGGAGCCGCUCGCCGCACUCGUCGCAGUCCAGGACGCAGUCCCCGCAGCGCCUGGCCAGCCAGGCCGCCCGGCCCGCCCGCUCCCCCAGCGGCAGCGGCUCCCGCAGCCGCUCCUCCAGCAGCGACUCCCUCAGCAGCAGCAGCAGCACCAGCAGCGACAGGUAGG
Molecule: messenger RNA, 1210 nt
Organism: Oenanthe melanoleuca
Lineage: Eukaryota; Metazoa; Chordata; Aves; Passeriformes; Muscicapidae
Product: msx2-interacting protein-like
Exons: 3
Coding region: 325-1209 (294 amino acids)
Cellular component (GO): nucleus
Molecular function (GO): RNA binding
Source: RefSeq, a predicted model, not a curated record